UGGCAACGAGUUGACGAGAUAUGGCAGUUCUUGCCCACGAGUUUAUGUGAUAUGGCACUUUGUGCCCACGAGUUUAUGAAAUUUGGCACUUUGUGCCUACGAGAUUACGAGUUCAUGAGGGGGUGUGCAUAACUUGGCAUUAAAAGUAAAAUGUGCAUAACCUGUCUAACUAUGCAUGUGUUUGAGUGUUGGUACAACAUGAUUUCUUAUAAUGUGUCUAACUGAUGUUUCUAUGAGAUGCUAAACAAACCGUUUAGGUGGAUUAUGUGUUCAUGUGAUGGUUUUGGCUAUGAUCUAUCAUACAAUGAUUUAUCAUGAGAUUGUGAAGUAGUUUAAUACCUUCAUAUGUUGUGAUUAUAUGAUGAUGCCAGGGUGACAUCGUACUUGAUGUUUUACAUGUGAAUGUGAUAGGGUUUUUUAUGAGUAACUCAAGGGUAAGCGUGUAUGAGAUGAGAACUACUUGAAUUGAUUAAUUAUUCUUGAUUACCUAUUUGGGGAAAACACCAUUUAAGCAAAUAGAAUCAUUAAGUUAACUUAAGCCCUUAAUGUACAUGAUCGCUGUGCGCAACUGAUAUAUAUAUAUAUUGGGUUAAUAAUUAUUCAUUGAGUGGCAUCUCACCCCGCCAAUAUUUUUUCCCGUUCAGAGCCAAAGCAACAACUGACGUCUCGGUCAAACCAGUGAUGUCAGCCGGAUGGCUGAAAGGUGUACGGCGGAACUGAACUCUACACAUGUUUUCACUUUUGAAGUCGAACUAAAUGUUUUAAUGCUUUGAAGCUUGUGUACCCACUUAAUGUUAAACUACUAUUUCGGUUGUACUUUGUUUUAAACUCAGACUUUGCACCGUUUGGUGUUUUGCUUUUGAUGCUUUGGGAAAACUACCUUGAUUUCCUAAGCAGGUGAUGUAACCAGUAUGCUAGAGUUAUGUCCAGGUCUGAAUGUGAAGUUAAAACCUAAGUCUUAAUGAAUAUAUAAGGUGAUGAUGUUUCCAUAAGCACGAGAUGAAGUGGUAGGAUAUUACAUGUAGUAGCAGGGUGCUACAAAUUUGGUAUCAGAGCUGAGAUAUGAUCCCUCGAAAUUGAAUUGAUUUGAAUAUAGUUUUGAACGAUUUUGAAAUCGAUUUCAAGUUGAAAGUAUAGUUAAGAAUUUGGUUCUGAUUUUGCUCUCCUUGUUAUUUUCAUGUGGAGUUCAGUGAAAGAGGAAGAGUGCAUUCCCCGCCACCUCAAGUAGUAGGUUCAAAUUAGUCUCCCCCAGAAAAUCAAGCUGAGCCUCAAACUAAUAACCAACCUUGGGUAGUUCCCUACAAAAGGGAUUAUACUGAGGUGUGCAAGAUGGGUGUUGAGGCCUUUAAGGGUUCUAUAGAUCCCAAAGAGGCUGUAGAUUGGCUGAAAAAGACUGAGAAAAUUCUCAAUCAAAUUGGUUGCCCUGAUGACGUCAAGUUUGAUUAUGUUGUAGCUCUCCUCGAAAAAGAUGCUUAUGAUUGGUGGUUAACCGUACCUGGAGUUACGGAUAACACCGCUCAACUCACGUGGAACGUUUUCUCCAACUGUUCAAAGAGCGACAUGUGCUAGUCGUUUACCAAGAUCAGAAGAAGGUGGAGUUCUUAAUGAUGAAGCAAAAGGAAGACAUGACAGUGAAUGAAUAUGAGGCGACCUUUCAUCCUUGGAUGACUUUUGCCAUGGAUAUGGUCGCAACUAAAAAUAUAAGUGCCUUCGAUUUGAUAGGGGGUUGCGAAAAGAGUUAAGGGAACUUGUAGCCAUGUCGGGUACAGAGGGUUAUGGUAGACUGAAGGCAGCUGCAGUAUGAUCUGAAUUGAUUUUAAAUGAGAACAAGCCCCCGUACUCAAAGUUACGGGAUUGAAGAUAGGAAAAGGAAGUGGAAGGGAUCAUCGUCAGUAGGUUAAAGUCGAGCUUCUAGUCGGGGUCUUAGAAAAAAAGAACUUUAAUCAACAUCCUCGAGUAAGUUUCCCUAGGGACCUACUAACCAAACCCAGAUGAGUGCACCUCCACCACCUGAAUGUCAACAUUGUGGAAGGAUGCAUCGGGGAGAAUGUCGGAUCAUGACGGGUGCUUGUUUUAAAUGUGGUGGUUUUGGGCAUCACAUUAAAGACAAUCCAACUUGGGAAGAUCUGGUGCCUGUUAGGUCCCAAACCACUAUGCAGGGAUCCCGAGUGGCCAAUAACUUCUCAAGGGGAAAUCUUAGAGGUGGAGAUAGCAGGGGAUGAGGACGUGGUUCUGAGGUCAGAGGGCAUGCAGUUGGUCAAACAGGCAGAGCUGACAUACAACCAUGUGCAUUUUCUAUGACAAGAACAGAGGCGAAUGCAACUCCAUAAGUGAUUACCAAUAUGGUUCUCAUCCAUGAUAAACGCGUUUAUCCCUCAAUUGAUCCUGGUUAUACUCACUCGUUCAUGUCUCGUCAAUUUUCACAACAUAUGCAUGCUCGACUUGAAUUAUUGCCUAGCAAAAUAUUUGUGGAAACCCCCGUUGGUGAUACUAUUGUGAUCAAUUAUGUCUAUGUUGAUUUUGAUUGGGAAUGGAUUGGUUGAGUCGACAUAAGGCUGUAGUGAAUUGUCACACAAAAGAAGUGGUAUUUGAGAUACUCGAGCAAGGAAGUGUUGUCUUUAGUGGAAUUAGGCAAGCAAUACCUAGUUUCCUAAUAUAUGCUUCCAAGGUGUUGAGCUUGAUUAAGGAGGGGUGUGUGACCUUCCUUGUCCAUGUAGUAGAAUUUAAAGAAGAGAAAAAAAUCCAGAAGAUGUAGAAGUAGUGAAUGAGUUCCUGGAUGUGUUUCCAUCUGACCUGCCAGGACUACCUCAUGAUCGGAAGGUAGAAUUCACUAUCGAAUUGUUACCGGGCACCACACUUAUUUCUAUACCACCGUAUAGGAUGGCGCCUGCGGAGUUGAAGGAGUUGAAAGAGCAACUACAAGAGUUGCUAGAUAAGGGAUUCACAAAGCCAAGUGUGUCACCGUAGGGUGCUGUCGUACUCUUUGUGAAGAAGGAUGAAACCCUCUGGUUAUGCAUCGAUUACCGAAGGAUAAACAAGGUGACUGUGAAGAAUAAAUAUCCCUUUCCCAUUAUUGAUGAUUUAUUCGACCAACUGAUAGGGUCAAAAGUCUUCUCCAAAAUUGACCUAAGGUCAGGAUAUCAUCAAUUAAAGGUGGCAGAGGAAGCCAUACCUAAAAUAGCUUUCCGUACGAGGUAUGGACAUUAUGAAUUCCUUGUUAUGCCAUUUGGAGUAGGCUGGCUAUUUGGUCCAGACUGUUUGGUUUUACCCAAAAUCGGACCGUAUAACCCGGACCGGGACCGAACUGGGACCGGAUAGCAAACAAUCCAAUCUCAUAUUCGGGCUUAGAUUUGAGGUAAAAAACCGGAUAAAGACCGGAUAAGAGA
Molecule: messenger RNA, 3386 nt
Organism: Linum trigynum
Lineage: Eukaryota; Viridiplantae; Streptophyta; Magnoliopsida; Malpighiales; Linaceae
Source: the annotation of a GenBank genome assembly